GCUCCUCAUUCUCCAAGAAGACAAGACCACAACUGGUGGCUAAAGCAACAUGGCUCCAUCACUUCUCGCAACGGCAGGAGGACUUCUGUUACUUUUCUCCUUCUCAUCGGCACAAAUAAGAGGAGACAGUCUCUCAUCAAUCUGCAACCCAAAUGACGGCUUUGGAAGAUAUUGUCCUACUACAUGUGGAGUGGCUGAUUACCUACUGAGGUAUACGCCAGGAGUUACCAGGGAUUUGGAGAAAAUGCAAAGAGAACUGGAAACAAUUGCUAAUUUGACCCAGGGGGCUGAAGAAAAAAUUGUCUACAUGAAAGACUCCACUGUUUCAGCUCAAAAGAGUUCCCCACAUGACUCAUACUUCAAAAAGUCAUCGAGUAUGCUGGAGGAUGUCCUUCGCUUUGAAAAGACCAUCAUUGUGCAGGAACAACAAAUGUUUGAACUUCAGAACAUAAUUUCAUCCAACGAGAGGAGAAUGGCAGAAUUGAAACAACUCUCCAUUCAGCUGCAGCAGAAAUGCAGUGAGCCUUGCCAAGACACAGUUGAGAUCCAACCCAUCACAGGAACAGACUGCCAGGAUGUUGCAAACAAAGGUGCUACCAGCAGCGGUCUUUACUUUGUGAAGCCAGUGAAAGCCACUGAGCAGUUCCUGGUCUACUGUGAGAUUGAUAGCUUUGGACGCGGCUUCACGGUGAUACAGAGGAGACGUGAUGGCAGUGUGGACUUCCACAAGGACUGGGUCCAGUACAAGGAGGGCUUUGGUUAUCUCUCCCCAGACGACACUACCGAGUUCUGGCUCGGCAACGAGAAGAUGCAUCUUCUGACUGCCAGCACGAACCUCCCAACUGUGCUGAGGAUAGAACUUGUUGACUGGGAGGGCAACAAGAGGUAUGCAGACUACACCAUGUUCAGGGUGGGGUCAGAGGCCGACAAUUACCGUCUCACCUAUGGUUACUACUUUGGUGGUGACGCAGGAGAUGCUUUCGAUGGCUUUGACUUUGGAGAUGACCCCAGCGACAAGUUCUACACAUCUCACAAUGGCAUGCAGUUCAGUACCGUUGACAAGGACAAUGACAAGUAUGAUGGCAACUGUGCUCAGCAGGACGGCUCUGGCUGGUGGAUGAACAGAUGUCAUGCUGCGCAUUUGAACGGCAAAUACUACCAGGGUGGCAGGUACACAGAAAAGGAUGCAGGUGAAUACGGCUUCGACAACGGCAUCAUUUGGGUCACAUGGCACAACCGCUGGUACUCCCUGAAAGAGACCACCAUGAAGCUCAUUCCCCUCAGCCGCAUCGCAGCAGGCGGUGAACAGCAGGCGGGUGUGAAACAGUUUGCCGGACUUGGAGAUUCCUAAAAAGUAAACACAUGUGUUUGAGGUCUACACUUAAUGUGUUCAGCACAACAACACUGACACCACCUUAGAUCAAAUAAAAUGCCUCCAUGGAAAAGUUCUGACUCCA
Seriola dumerili (greater amberjack) is the source of this 1457-nucleotide messenger RNA. RefSeq names its product fibrinogen gamma chain (gene fgg). Gene Ontology annotation, molecular function: signaling receptor binding. The coding region runs from base 50 to 1351 and encodes 433 amino acids. NCBI's taxonomy places the organism in Eukaryota, Metazoa, Chordata, Actinopteri, Carangiformes, Carangidae. The record is from RefSeq and is a predicted model, not a curated record. Gene Ontology annotation, cellular component: fibrinogen complex. Gene Ontology annotation, biological process: blood coagulation; platelet activation; protein polymerization. The transcript has 9 exons.